AUGGGGGGCAGAGUCAUACUCAUUAAUUCGGUUCUUGCAAAUCUGCUUAUCCAUUAUCUGGCUUUCUUCAAAGCUCCCCAUAAGGUCGUGAAGAAUUUAAUAGCGAUUCAACGACGGUUCUUAUGGGCUGGGAACUCGAGCAAUUCAUUUAUCCCUUGGGUUUCUUGGAAUUCUGUUUGUAAAUCUAAGGAACAUGGCGGUCUGGGUAUUAAGCAUGUGGGUCGAUUCAACAGUGCGUUGUUGGCAAAGUGGCUUUGGAGAUUCCAAACUGGCGACAAUGAAAUAUGGAGGAACACCCUUACUAACAGAUAUGGUAACCUCAGCAUUAAGACGCAAACUUACUCCGACGUUGAUAGGUUGAAAUCUAAUUCGCUGUGGAUGAAGGAUAUGAUGACCAAUGCGUCUCUAAACUCUCAUGCCAACUUCUGUAACUUCACGGCCUGCUCUGUGGGUGAAGGUAUCGAUGCGGCAUUCUGA
Molecule: messenger RNA, 477 nt
Organism: Lathyrus sativus (Indian pea)
Lineage: Eukaryota; Viridiplantae; Streptophyta; Magnoliopsida; Fabales; Fabaceae
Source: the annotation of a GenBank genome assembly